Messenger RNA from Symbiodinium sp. CCMP2456, 873 nucleotides. The record is from the annotation of a GenBank genome assembly. NCBI's taxonomy places the organism in Eukaryota, Dinophyceae, Suessiales, Symbiodiniaceae.
AUGGACAUGCCAUCCAGAUCUGGCAUCAGUUUCAAUGCCGCCAUCAGCACCUGUGCGAAAGCUGCGCAGUGGACAAGAGGGGUGCAGCUUCUGGCAGAGACGAGCGAAGCCAACAUCCAUCCGAAUGCCAUUGGCUUUAACGCUACCAUCGAUGGUUGCGCAAAGGUUGGCCAGUGGCGGGUGGCCGUGUCGUUGCUUUCUGCCAUGGAGGCCGCUCAGGUUGCCGCUGAUUCUGUGAGUUUCAGCGCAGCCCUCAGCGCUUGCGAGAGGGCCAGCUGCUGGGAGAUGGGUCUCGCGCUGCUUUCCCAGAUGGAGGAGGCCAGUUUCACUGCGGACAGCAUUACCUGCGCUGCCGCUAUCAGCGCAUGCGAGAAGGGCAGCCAGUGGCAGUUGGGCCUUGGGUUGCUUGGGUCUUUGCCGUCCAGACGGUUGCUUGCGGAUGUGGUUUGCUUCAAUGCCGCUCUCAGUGCAUGUGAGAAGGCUGCGCAGUGGCCCAUGGCGCUGCAAAUCCUUCAUGACAUGUUCGCUAUGCGGCAGCUGGCGGAUCAGGUCACUUUCAACGCGGCGAUGAGCGCAUGCCAGCAAGGAGGGAAGUGGCGGCGAGUACUGAGCCUGCUUGCCGUGAUGCCUGCAACGAGGGUGAAGGCAGAUGCCAUCGGUUACCAUGUCGCCGUUAGCGCCUCCCUGAGGGCAGGUGGCUGGCGGGUGACCCUACAGCUGCUUUCCGACGUGAGGGCAACAGAGGUCGGAGCUUCUGAGGUCUCCUUGGCCGUGGCUUCAGGUGCCUUUGAGAGGGCACAGCAGGGGCGUUGGCUCCUGCAGACGUUGAUGGAGAUGUCUCGAAGAAUUGAGAGCUCACUGUUUGGGGUUUAG